CAAGUUCAUGGUGAACUUUGCAAUUUUCCCGUUAAAAAUAAGGAAGAUUAAGAAGGAACUAGCAUAGAAAUAUUGAAUGCAUAAACCCUAAACUUAACCCUCAAAAUUUGAGUUUUUGGACCUCAACAGAGCAGAACAGAGUAGCCAGGUGAAGACCAAGACUGAGAAACUCUCCAAAUGUCAGCAUCAAGAACAUGGCAUCUUCUUCCUUAGCUAAAUCCAUAACAAAAUUUCGCCCUUCUUUUUCCCUUUCUGGGCACUGUUCGACGCCUUUACCUCCAUCCUCUUCCUCGUUCAGCUCUGCCGCUGUGGUUUCUUCUGCUCCUGAUCCCAACUCAUCUUUCCUUUCGCAAGCCCAACAGAAACAAAGAGAGUCGAGAUGGUCAAAAUGGCUCCUGUUCCUUCCUGGUGCUCUCACGUUUGGCCUUGGAACAUGGCAGAUUGUCAGGAGGCAAGAUAAGAUAGAAAUGCUAGAUUACCGGCAGAAGCGAUUGUUAAUGCAACCUGUGAACAUAAACAACUUAUUGCCAUUGGAGGACAAGCUCGAUGAUCUGGAGUUCAGGAGAGUGAUAUGUAAAGGAGUUUUUGAUGAGAAAAAAUCAACCUAUGUUGGUCCACGUUCGAGAAGUAUUUCAGGAGUGACAGAAAAUGGUCAUUAUGUGAUUACCCCAUUGAUGCCAAUUCCCGGCCUUCCGGAUAGUGUGCAGUCGCCAGUUCUGGUUAAUAGAGGCUGGGCUCCACGCACUUGGAAGGAGAAGGCUUUAGAAGUAGAUCAACAAGGUAGUGAACAGUCUUCAGAUAUUGUACCUUCCUUGGUUCAAGAGAAUGGGAGAAGCUCUUGGUGGAAGUUCUGGUCAAAAAAGACUGAGAGUCUAGAGAAUGAAACCACCCCCAUUACUCCAAUAGAAGUUAUUGGAGUAGUUCGCACAAGUGAGAAGCCUAGCAUAUUUGUGCCAGCAAAUGAUCCUGGCUCUAGGCAAUGGUUUUAUGUCGAUGUUCCAGCAAUUGCACGCUCUUCUGGUCUACCUGAGGAUACUACUUAUGUUGAAGACAUAAAUGAGAAUGUGAACCCAAGUGACCCGUAUCCCAUUCCAAAGGAUGUUAAUACCUUGAUACGGAGUUCCGUUAUGCCACAAGAUCAUCUGAAUUAUACAUUAACAUGGUACGCUCUCUCAGCUGCUGUAACGUUUAUGGCUUUCAAAAGACUGAGUCAAAAAACAAGUCGAAGAUAACAAAAACUCUUGCUUGACCUUCUAUAGAGCAGGAACGAACCCGGAACUCUCAUAAAUUGUACGUGCAAAUUAUUUUUCUUGGUAUUGAUUUUCAUAAUGCUUUUCACUAGAGAAGCCUGGAUACCUCAUUUCCCAAGGACUUUUUGAACUAGAAAAUGCUCAGAAAUCCUCGAUCCCUUUAGAGAUACAGCAUGUGGCAAGAUAACAAGUUUUCUGCAACCAUUAAAACUGAGCAACCAUUUUGAUAUUUCCCUAACUAAUAAAUUUGUUAGUCAAUUUGGAGCAUUGUUUCUUUGAACUGUCAUGUUUUCCGGUGUAUGAAAGAACGGUUAAUUUCAUUUGCCAAUAUGGAUAUAGUACAGUGGUAAUUGAUGUAUAGUUUUCUUAGGAUUGGGGUUCAAAUCUACCUACUCUCUAUUAUCUUGGGGGGAAAAAAGUUGGUCAGGCCUGUCAUAUUCUUUGUCUAUGUUUUUAUUUUCCUUAAAUCUUUCAUUGUCAAGUUUAUUAGGCAUAGUUGAAUGUGAAAGUGACAUUAAAUAUAUAUCUUGUUUGGUGGGUUACAAUGGAUGGUCUAUGAAUAUUGAAAACCUA
This is a messenger RNA of Benincasa hispida (wax gourd), 1823 nucleotides long. Its product is annotated as surfeit locus protein 1-like. The record is from RefSeq and is a predicted model, not a curated record. NCBI's taxonomy places the organism in Eukaryota, Viridiplantae, Streptophyta, Magnoliopsida, Cucurbitales, Cucurbitaceae. Gene Ontology annotation, cellular component: membrane.